AUGGUAAUCGCUUCAGUCCAGCUUCAAGAGGAGAAGGACGUCGUCUACCGUUUCGCCAUCGAAACGGCCAAAGGCCUUCCAGUCACCUUCAAGGACAUCCAGCGAGGAACGAAGGACUGCCCAGUUCUCACCGCAGUCUACAAUUUCAUCGAGAAAGGAAAUUGGCCACAAAAACGACAUCAAAUCCGAAAUCACCAAGUGGAAGGUUUCUUUUUGAUUCGCGACAAUCUCUCAGUGUCAAAUGAUGUCAUUUUCUACGGCGAACGAGUCGUUGUACCCGAAAUUCACCGUCAACGAGUUCUCGAGCAUCUUCACCAAGGCCACCCAGGCGAGUGUCGAUCCAAAUUGCUCGCCAGCAGCAAAUGUUUCUGGCCCGGCAUCACCAAAGACAUCGAGCGCUUCGUCCGCACCUGCGAGAAGUGCGCAACAGUCUCCAAAGCUCCGAUCAAGUGCAGCUUGCAGCCCUGGCCAAUGCCCGAAAAACCUUGGUCGAGAAUUCAUGCAGACUACGCUGGGCCCAUAGACGGAUUCUCAUUUCUGGUCAUCGUCGAUGCUUUCAGCAAGUGGCCAGAAAUCUUCAAAACGAAAUCGACAACAGCCACAACGACAAUUGAAUUCUUCAAGAAUGUUUUCGCUCAACAUGGCUUGCCAGACACCAUUGUAACCGACAAUGGCCAGCAGUUUAUCUCCACUGAGUUCAAGGACUUCUGCAAUUCCAACGGCAUUCAACACUUGACUUCAUCGCCGUAUCAUCCACAAUCGGAAGGCCAGGGAGAAAAAUUCGUCGGCCUAUUCAAGACAGGCUACAAGAAAGCAACAGGAAACGUUGACCAAAAAAUUCGAGAAUUUCUCUUCUCCUACCGAUUUACGCCUUCAUACAAUCUCGGCAACAAAUCUCCAGCAGAGCUGCUCAACAGUUGCAGAAUGAAGACCACGCUGGAUCUCCUUAAACCACAACAGCCAUGUUGGACCGACGUCAACUCGCAGAUGCAACAUCAGUUCAACAAUCACCACGGAGCCAAGUGGAAGCAGUUUCUGCCGGGUGACCACGUCUAUUACCAACUCCACUCUUCAACGGACAAGUGGCAAUGGACUCCUACUACAAUCAUCGAAAAAGUUGGAAAGGUCAACUACAACGUACGUCUUGACUUGUCAAGCAACCAGAGAGUCAUUAAAGCUCACGCAAACCAGCUAAAAACUCGUUACACCAAAAACGAGUUCAAUGACACCUUCGAAAUUCCCGAUUGGCCUGAAACAACUACUCUGACAGGCGAAGCCGAGCCUAUCAUCAUCCCGCAACCUCAACAGGACAUCAACAUCAAUCAACUGCCGAACCUUGAUGAAUCCAACUAUGAAGAUGCAGCUGAAGACAUCGAAGAACCAGUAGUUACUCCGGCAGUCGACCAGGAAGAUUUUCAACCCCGACGAUCAGACCGAUCGACCAAAGGAAUUCCCCCGACCGUUACCAAGCAUCUUAAGAGGGGAGGAAUGUGGUGA
Messenger RNA from Vollenhovia emeryi, 1497 nucleotides. RefSeq lists its product as uncharacterized. Gene Ontology annotation, molecular function: nucleic acid binding. The coding region runs from base 1 to 1497 and encodes 498 amino acids. Gene Ontology annotation, biological process: DNA integration. The transcript has a single exon. The record is from RefSeq and is a predicted model, not a curated record. Lineage: Eukaryota; Metazoa; Arthropoda; Insecta; Hymenoptera; Formicidae.